AUGGAUGCUCAAAAAGUUGCCAUAAACAAAGAGUCGGAAUUUAAAUUAACUCGAGAUGAACUGGAACAUAUAGCACAUGUUUCGUACAUGGCUGAAGAAGAGUUCGGCAAAUUUCAAACAAAAUUACCUAUCGAUAAGGAUUGGGUUGAAGAAGAAGGCACAAAAUCGGGUUACGAAGAAUAUAGCGUUGAAGAAAGUGAAUCAGAGAAAUUUUCGAGAACAAGUUCUGCAACGUCAGGUCCCGAUUCUCAACAGCAAUCUGUAGAUAUGACAAUAAAUCCGAUCCAAAAUAUCUUGCCAUUUGAUGCAACCGAUAACAUGACAUUGGAUGAUAAAAAUGUUCUCACUAAAGAUAUGGAACAUGAAAUGGAUAUAACUAAUGAUAGAAUUUCCUUUGACGACGAUUCCAUUCCAGCACAUCUUCUGACUUUAUCACCAUCUGCCGACAUUACUUCUAAGAUUUUUGAUAAGACAGAAAAAAAUCUGUUAUCAGUGGAAAAAAUGGAACAUAUCAACACAAAUGUUAUUAGCAAUGUUGAACAAGAAAUGGAUGCUCAAAAAGUUGCCAUAAACAAAGAGUCGGAAUUUAAAUUAACUCGAGAUGAACUGGAACAUAUAGCACAUGUUUCGUACAUGGCUGAAGAAGAGUUCGGCAAAUUUCAAACAAAAUUACCUAUCGAUAAGGAUUGGGUUGAAGAAGAAGGCACAAAAUCGGGUUACGAAGAAUAUAGCGUUGAAGAAAGUGAAUCAGAGAAAUUUUCGAGAACAAGUUCUGCAACGUCAGGUCCCGAUUCUCAACAGCAAUCUGUAGAUAUGACAAUAAAUCCGAUCCAAAAUAUCUUGCCAUUUGAUGCAACCGAUAACAUGACAUUGGAUGAUAAAAAUGUUCUCACUAAAGAUAUGGAACAUGAAAUGGAUAUAACUAAUGAUAGAAUUUCCUUUGACGACGAUUCCAUUCCAGCACAUCUUCUGACUUUAUCACCAUCUGCCGACACUUCUAAGAUUUUUGAUAAGACAGAAAAAAUCUGUUAUCAGUGGAACAUAUCAACACAAAUGUUAUUAGCAAUGUUGAACAAGAAAUGGAUGCUCAAAAAGUUGCCAUAA
Messenger RNA from Brugia pahangi, 1104 nucleotides. The record is from the annotation of a GenBank genome assembly. Lineage: Eukaryota; Metazoa; Nematoda; Chromadorea; Rhabditida; Onchocercidae.